GACUAACGCAACCACAACGCUUCGCGCAUGCCAUCCGCAUGCCGUGGAGAUCCUGCGCGUUUGCGCCUACCUCGCUGCGCGCUUACCUUGCGGGCGCUGCGCGGUUCGGGGCCCCUGCUGUGCUUCUUCGUGUCUGGUCUUUUCAUGGCUCGGCCGUGCUUUUCUUCGGCACAGCGCUGGAAGCUUCAGGUGGCCUAUGACGGUUCCAACUUUCAUGGCUGGCAGCCCUUGAAGGGCUUAAGGACGGUGCAGGGUACCUUGCUGGAUGCGCUGAAGCGAUCCCACCCGGAGCACGGCCGCGAGGUCGGCGAUGCCUUGCAGCUGGUGGGAUGUUCUCGUACGGACCGCGGGGUCCACGCAGAGGCGCAGGUGGCGCACUGCGAGCUGCGGCACCUCGAGGGCCUCACGGGCGACGUUCUGCGGCGGCGCUGCAACCGGCGCCUGCCGUCGGACGUGCGGGUGUUGCAAGUGGAGCAGGUGGACCGCAGCUUCCACGCGCGGCGCUCCGCCCUGCGCAAGUCUUAUCGCUACGACCUCCUGCUGGCCGAUGAGGCAUCACCCUUCGAGGCCAGGUACGUGUGGCCGGUCGGCGGUCUGGACCUUCAGCGACUGGCCUCGGCGGCAGGGAGUCUUGAUGGUCAGGAGCUGGAUUGCCGGACCUUGACGGUGAACUGGAGAUCCUCUUGCAAAGCUGGCACGGAGGUCUAUGACGAAGACUACUAUGGCCCACUGCAAAAACAGCUGCGCUGCCGUGUGACGCUGGACCCGGCGCGACCCGAACGGGUCUCGCUGUGGGUGGAAGCGGAGGCCUUCCUCUUUAGGAUGGUGCGGGUGAUUGCCACCGCGCUGGUCGCCUGUGCGCGAGAACCGCUGGAACUGGAGGUGAACGACCCAGAGAGCUUUGCCGCGACCAUGGAGUGCAUCAAAAGUCGGUGCAACCUGGCGCCGCCCAAUGGCCUCUUUCUGCAGAGCAUCACUUAUGCGGAGAGCGGCCAAAGCGAAGAACAUUUGUCUUUGUGGCGGCCUGUUUUUUGGGCGGACUCUGAACAUCCCUGAACAACCCACGUCGGUCUUGUGUUUGCAGCGAUGUGAUGCACGAGUUCCAAUGGGACGAGUUGGGUUUGUCCCAGGGGCACUUGUAGAGCCGUCGGGAUCCACAAGAACAUCAUGGUUUUAGAGAUGGAAAGGCCUGCAACUUGAGUCUAAUCGUGUGUUCCAAAAUCAGUCGUCUGCCUAACCUAACUAUCAUCCACUGGGAUAUAUUGAAGGGAUGGCCCCCAUUUCCACUGGACGUGCCAAAGAAGCUGGGCAUUCUUCGAUGAGAAGUCUGUCAUGGUACUAAGCACCAAAAGACCAUUUCCAAGGAUUUAAGCCACUGUAUAUAUCAUGGGGCGUGACCCUGUACUAACCAUGCUGGUCAGAUGCGACUGACAACUUUUAGGAUACCA
This is a messenger RNA of Durusdinium trenchii, 1448 nucleotides long. NCBI's taxonomy places the organism in Eukaryota, Dinophyceae, Suessiales, Symbiodiniaceae. The record is from the annotation of a GenBank genome assembly.